Messenger RNA from Naegleria gruberi, 1047 nucleotides. RefSeq lists its product as uncharacterized. Gene Ontology annotation, biological process: vesicle fusion. Bases 1 to 1047 code for a protein of 348 amino acids. The transcript has 2 exons. Lineage: Eukaryota; Heterolobosea; Eutetramitea; Acrasida; Naegleriidae. Gene Ontology annotation, cellular component: SNARE complex; ER to Golgi transport vesicle membrane; endoplasmic reticulum membrane. Gene Ontology annotation, molecular function: SNAP receptor activity; SNARE binding. The record is from RefSeq and is a predicted model, not a curated record.
AUGAGUGACGACAGCUUGAGUAUUGACGAAGCCGAAGAUGGUAUUCAAGUUUACUUUGAUGAAAUCAAAGAGAAGGACAAACUCUUACGUGAUGCCGUCUAUAAUCUUUCCAAGGCUUCAUCAAAGGAACAACGUGAUACUCUAAUUAAAAAAGCAGAGUCAGCCUAUAAAGGAGCAAAGGAAAAUAUUUCCUUCGCAAAGGAUGAUUUGAAUGAUUAUACAGGAAAUAAGAAGAGGACUUUCCAACAAGAAUUGAAAAAGCUGGAACAAUCCGUAUCUAAGAAUUAUGCUGAUUUGACUCAAAUCAAGGAAAAUAGAGAACCUGCUGCUGGAAGUGCUUCACCUGCUAAUUCAACAACAAGUUCUUCAGGUAAUAGAAAGCCAACAAAGACAUCUGGAUCAACUAAUGAUGUUCCAUCAGCUGGUAAAAGUUCUGGUACAAAGAAUCAACCAAAGAGGAAUGAUGAUCAUGAUGAAAUUCAAAUUACCAAUCUUGAUGAUGAUGAUAAUGGAGGCGGUUCAGGACCAAAACAAAUGCAAAAAGGUCACUCUAGAGUUGAUGAGGUACUCGAUAUUUAUGAUAAGAAUAAUGACAUGCUUAACAAUAUGAUCAAGAUGGGUGAUGAAAUGAUUCAAGUUGGUGCUGCAGCUGCCGAAAAACUUAGACAACAAACUGAAAGAAUGAAUGCAAUUCAAAAGGAUUUGGAUGAUCUUGGUGAUGGUUUAAAGAGAGCCAAGAAGGAACUUAAUGCCUUUAUGAGAGGUACUGCAUGUGAUAAGGCUGUUGUCAUUAUCUUUAUUAUUGUAAUUAUUGCUAUGGUUCUUUUAAUUAUUGGGUGGCAAAUUGCCAAGUAUUUCUGUAUCAAGGGUUCUACUAACAAAUGUAUUGCCGGUUUCACUGCAUCUAAUACUACCUCUCUUCUCACAUUUAUGGGCUUUGGAUCAGAGAAUAAGGCUCCUGCCGUUCCAACUCUUCCUCUUAUAGAAGUAAUCAACAUUCCCACAUCUGAAGUUCCAAUAUUAAGAGAAAUGAAAAAAAUAGAAUAA